Messenger RNA from Arabidopsis lyrata subsp. lyrata, 2790 nucleotides. RefSeq names its product meiosis-specific protein ASY2-like. Bases 1 to 2790 code for a protein of 929 amino acids. The transcript is spliced from 5 exons. NCBI's taxonomy places the organism in Eukaryota, Viridiplantae, Streptophyta, Magnoliopsida, Brassicales, Brassicaceae. The record is from RefSeq and is a predicted model, not a curated record.
AUGUCUUCAAGUGUCGGUUCUUUCGACUCCAUCUCCGACCAUCGCCGAUCUCGUACUUCCGACGAGUCGAAUAUCCGGUCUGUUGACCGUUUUCUCAACGAAUCUGUCAGUAACUCCCGGGGUCGUAGAUCUAGAACCUCUUUCAGAUCGUCGGCCUCGUCCGUUGCCAGAGAUUCUCCGGUUGUUGCAGAGCUACGACGUCGCGAGCUCGAAAGUCGCGUGGGAGCAGCCGGACCGAGUGCAAAUCCUAAGUCCGUUACAACCAUGUGCCUUCGUGAUGACGACAGUGACGCGGCGUCUACAGAUGAGGAUAACGUACCGCUCAUCAGACGCAAAUCUUCUAUCAUUAGAGCGGCUCGUUCUGUUGGCCCGUCGUCUGAUGUCGCCGAUCGUUUGGACAUCAUUCCAUUGACGAGGCGGGCGCCCGCCCCGGUUGGGUCUGUUCAGCCCGGUGGACCAGCACCGGGAAUUCCGGAUUACCUUCAACCGACGUCGUCGACGAGCGAGACGAUUGAGCUUUCUCUCCAUUUUUGCGAUGCUCCAGCUUCCCUAAAUACGCUCAUCCCGAACCGGUGGGAUCGUCCCUGGACUGCUCCGCCUGGAUAUCUUUGUGUAUAUGAAAAGCUCAUCACUGAUUGCGGGCUGACUUUCCCAAUUCCGGCGUUCUUGCUUCAAUACGCUUCGCGGCGAAAAAUGGCGUUUGCGCAACUUUCUCCGGCUGCUAUUCGGAAUGCUUACGGCCUGAUUCGUUUGGCUGAGCAGUGCGGCGUCGAACCUCGUUGUUCUCUGUACGAGGAAUUGACGACGAAGAAGAAUUUCGGGAAAUCCAAGCCGGGCUUGGUGUAUACUCAGUCUUCGCUGACCCCAAAGUUGGUUGUUGGUGCGAAGAGUAAGACCAACGAUUGGCUUCGUUGGUAUUUCUUUGUUAAGAUCGACAACGAUUCCGCUGGGGACGUGGUCGUCACGAAUUACCAUGGGUGGACUAUUUCACCCGUUCGUUGUCCCAAGAUCUUGGACCCGUAUCCUGAGAAACUUCGCGACGACGUUAAGAAGAUUCUAGCUUUGUGCCCGUAUACCUGGCCCAACGAAGAAGAUCCUGUUCGUCGCCCUUCCUCAAAAACAAAGAAAACGAGCCGAAGAGGAGGUCCUUCGAAAGCAAGGAAGGCUAACAAGACUCCAGCUCCUUCAAAGAUUAUGGGGAAAAUGAAUGUCGACGCGGUGGGUGAUUACUCAUCAAGAUACAAAAAGAAAUCGUCGGUGACGCCGUCGAAGAGGAUGAGUCGGGAAGAAGACGAGGCCAUGGCCUUAGGGAAACGACUUUCCUUAGCCGAACACGAGGCUAAAGAGAGUGAGCGACGAUCUUCAGGUCGUCGGGAUAGGAGAGAUGAAGGUGACCAUCGUGAUCGACGCGGUCAUGGUGUCGUUGGGGCCGAUCGUUCGGAAGCAAGAUCCGACGUAGAGAGGGAGAGGAGGGAGAAAGAGGUGGCUGAAGCGCGGUCAGCUAAGCUACCUGUUGCCGAGGCUUCUCACGAUGUGCCCUUAGGCGGCAGGGAGGUUAUUUUGUACGACAACUCUCAGGUCGAGCCGACCAAGAAGCGGGCUGCUGAUGAUUCCGAACCGGUGCGUUCGGACCCGACCAAGAAACAAAGGACGGCCUGGGCCCCUGACUAUAGGUGGCGAUAUGAUUAUAACGGGCGCGACGUCCAUAUCUCGACUGAUUCCACAUCCUGUGCGGAGCUAUUCCGCAAGCUUCACGUCGGUCCAUCUCCCUUCUUUGAGCUCCAAGAUAUGUGGGAGAGAACGGCGUUCACUGACGCUGCGAAGAAGACCGUUGCGGCCAUCGGCGCGAUUGACAGGAUGGCGUACAUGUACGAGCGUCGUCUCUGCGUUGUUUCUGAGCAGAACACGGCCUCGAAGGAUCACCAAAGGGCCUUGGUAGCCGAGACGAGGAGGGCUGAUCAGGCGUCGAAGGGCUUGGAGAGUGCCAACUCCGAGGUGCAGCUUCUUCGCGAGGAGGUCGCCAAGCUGAAGGAGGAACGGGAUAGCGCUCUUUCAGAACGGGAGCAUUGUCUUGAGGAGUUGUCGAAGUCCCGAGUUGACUUUAAGCACUUGGCCGAGCAGUCACAAGCCGAGGAGGCAAGGCUUCGGAAGCGGCGCACCGAAUAUGCUCGUAUUCACGUAACCAAGGCUCUCAAGGAGGCUGCAGACCAAUUUCAGCAACGUCUCGACGGGAUUCAGAGGCAUUUCACUACCAGGGACGCGGCGUAUCCCAAGUUCCUCGAUUAUAAUCAGGCGGUUGGGAGCGUCGACCUGCUGAAGGCGCUGGCUGAUACUGGGGAGGUCGUCUUAAACUCCAAGGACGUGAUUGAGAGGCUUGAAGCUGAUGCGGAAGAGCUUAAGAACGAGGUCAAUGCGUUCGACAUUGCCGAGCUGGAGGAAGGCUGGAAUGACGUCGGAAAUCUCUUCACGGGCUCUCUCGUUGCUGAGGAGUUUGCGCCUUCGGUUGAAGGUGUUGACGAUGAAGUUGCUGGUGACGUCGAGGCCGUCGACCAAGUCGUUGGUGAUGGCGACGCCCAGGUUAUUGAGGACGACCUCAAGAACUUGGUCGAUAAUCGUGUUUGGGUCGGAUCCAAGACACUCGGUGGUACAACCUCAAAGGUCGUUCCGCGCAAGUUAUUGGGGACGACCUCAAUAACUUGGUCGAUAAUCGUGUUUGGGUCGGAUCCAAGACACUCGGUGGUACGACCUUCGAGGUCGUUCCGCGCAAGUUAUUGGGGACGACCUCAAUAA